AUGAAUAAACAAACUUCUCUUAUGUUUUUUUUGGUCACUCUGACAUUUUUUCUGUUUGUCUUCUCUUCGUCAGUUAAUGCCAGGAUCAGAAAGAGACAAUGCGAACCCUUAACCUACUACUGCGACAUUAAUGGCAGCCCAACUUCACAAGUCGACACUACUCGAAUUACUUUCACUCAAUUCACUACUUGCGAUGUAAGGGUCACGGGUCAGGUCAAUAAUGUUGAUUACCCUAACGGUGCAUCGAGCGUUUCAACCGAGUCUCAAAAUUACGAUGUCGAUGUAAUCCAAGACCUUAAUAAUCCAGACUCAACCGUCGUCUCUCUGCCUCUCACAGCAGAGGUUGUUAAUCCAUUUGAAGCUAAUUAUUAUGCCCCCGCCGGUUUAGGUUUCCCAUUUACGGAUCUCUUAAACUACAAUUGUGUAGUGAAUUUAGAAGAAUCGGCAUCUCCUACAGGAGCAGAACAAAUUCUUGGAAGUGGCACGAUCAUACCGGCCUCUUAA
This is a messenger RNA of Ambispora leptoticha, 504 nucleotides long. The record is from the annotation of a GenBank genome assembly. Lineage: Eukaryota; Fungi; Glomeromycota; Glomeromycetes; Archaeosporales; Ambisporaceae.